Molecule: messenger RNA, 16915 nt
Organism: Diachasmimorpha longicaudata
Lineage: Eukaryota; Metazoa; Arthropoda; Insecta; Hymenoptera; Braconidae
Product: mucin-12
Exons: 16
Coding region: 1200-5879 (1559 amino acids)
Biological process (GO): regulation of transcription by RNA polymerase II; negative regulation of DNA-templated transcription
Cellular component (GO): transcription regulator complex; histone deacetylase complex
Molecular function (GO): transcription corepressor activity
Source: RefSeq, a predicted model, not a curated record
UUCACUCGCUCCUCGGUGUUAUAUCAAACGGUCCAUGCCACCGGCCUUGACGCACCGUGCGCGCAUCGCCGGCGUCGAUCGCGUGGUGUGCCAUUGCCAAAAAAGGGAUUACAACUCAUAAUAAAUAACCCACAACGUAAACAAAGUUAUUAACAAGUUAAUCAUUAACGUGAUAUGUUCAUUGAAACUUACAUUUAUUUAUUAUUUUCGUCGUUGGUUAACUCGGCAUUCGGUGGUGCGCAGCAGUGUUACACGCAUAGCUUUCAUUUUAAUUUACCUUUUUUCUUCUCGACUCCUUCAAAAUACAGCGAAGCACGUUUCGUGGGAAAUUGUCGUGGGGCUCAUGUGAAUUGUUGAAUCGACGACGUUUGUGAAGACUACGGGCUCGGGCUCAUGAAGACUACGUACACGAUGUGGUAAUUUCUCGGAGUUAUUUAUUCGUUUUGCCAUCGGAGUGUGGAUUUUUCUUGGUAUUCCGGGAAAUUGGGGGGAGGGGGACCGAGGGGGAAUUUACGGUGUGAGACUCUUGAACUGUUUUGUUGUUACUUGGGUGAAGAAGGAGAGACGGAAGGAUUAUCAUGGAAAAUAGAUGAACGACUGAGUGAUGUUGAAAACGCGUGUUGCUUGUCCCCUCGACGGAUAUACCCAGACACUCUUCAUGGCUUUCUGUGAUGACUUUGGAACUCCCCCUCUUCUUUACCAAAGCACUCAGCUUGUUUCGUUGAUGAUGGAGUGAAGGAGUCGAGGAAAUCGAUGAGUGGGGGAUUAACCGAUGAGAUAAUACAAAACAUCAAAUUCGUCGUGGACUUCCGAAACAGUGACGGCUUUUUUUUUCGUGCAGUUGAGGUCAACGCGAAAAUUACUCGCUGAUGCACUUGAUUGUGAUACUGGAGUUUGACGAAUGAAGUGCUGUAAUACUAAAAUGACUCGUGCGUGAAUAAAACAUAUCAAUAUAUUGGACGAUUGUUACGUGAUUAGCCUGAGGUGCUUUGUUGACAUCGAUGAUCGGUCGGUUAACUACAGGAGAAUAAUCAACGAAUUGUUCUCCCGAUUUUACGUUUGUGGUGUUGAUUAUCGGGGUGUGUUAUUAAAAGCUUGGAAAAAUUAAUUCUCCACGGGAAAAUGAAGAGAUCCUCUUCUUUCUUCAUCUUAAGAGUGAUAGCGGGCUAGUGGAUACCGAUUCUGGUCGAGUUGGCAGCAUGACAGCCAUUAAUUCCGGGCCGGUCGGUGAAGUUGGUGGUGUGAGACUACCACUGCAGUCGUUGCAUGGAUACGGAUCAGUGUUUAUGUAUUCGGCUUCAACAAGUCCUGGCGGUGGCAAUGGUCAAAGCGGCGGAGGCGGAGGUGAAGUCACUCUCCGCCUCCGCGAACCCGAGGACAUACCAGAAGAAGUUUUAGCACGACUCGAGGACACCGCUACGCUUUCAAUAUCACUGCAAGGUGAUGCUGUUCUGAGGCUUGGCUCUGCUAGUACGGGAAACGGCAAUUUGGAACUGUUUGAUAGUGAAAGCGGACCAGACCUUACACUAUCGCCUCAGACAUUUACGUCAACUGCGGAAGCCUUUAUCAACGACAAUAGUGACAGUCUUGGGGUGCCCGGUGACAACGACAUGGGAAGCAGUGAAGAGUCGAGAACAGGGCCUGGUGAUCCCGGAAAACUCGGGGUAAAGAAAUCAAGGCCGAAAGCUUCCUCACCCAAUCGUCAAGGACCUCAGCAGUGUCAGGUGUGCGGUAAAGUGUUCAACAAUGCCUCAGCACUGACAAAGCACAAGCUGACGCACAGUGACGAGCGGAAGUACGUUUGCGGGAUAUGCGGCAAGGCGUUCAAGCGGCAGGACCACUUAAACGGCCACAUGCUCACCCACAGAAACAAAAAGCCAUUCGAAUGCAAAGCCGAGGGAUGUGGAAAGUCUUACUGUGAUGCACGUAGUCUGCGGAGACAUACGGAGAAUCAUCAUGCUGGAAGUAAAGUUAAUGAGAGUGUAAGUCCAAGUAGCCCAACAACGGGGCCACAUACGCCCAACACACCCGGCAGUAAUCCAAGUACGCCAAGUACACCUGGAGCACCAACCACCCAAAAUGGUCACGGACACACAGCGCUUAAACAACUUUUAGCGAGUGAACCUACACAGGGGUCGGGGCACAAGAAUUCAUCACCACCGGGAGGCACUAAUGAUAGCUUAACAAAGCACCAAAUCGAACUCAUUCAACAAAUAAUGCAACAGACGCAGCAACAGCAGCAGCCAGCUAAUUCUCAACAAUCGUCAACAACCAGUGGUGCUGGAAUUUCUACGCAAACAAAAAACGGAAAACCAUCAAGUAAAUCCGCUCAUUCACCAAAUGGUAAUUCAACGUCCGGCAAUCCUGGUUCGACAAAUACCACAAAUUCUAGUUCGAAGGCCAAGAUUUGGAAUCAAAACCAGCAACAACAGCAGCAAGCGCAAGGACAACAGAACUCCCAACAAUCUCAACAUGCUCAGUCAACACAGCAAGGACAGGCAAGCUCACCAAACAGUUGUAAUGCUGGCAAAGCAAGCCCAUCACCCACCAAUUCUUCAUCACCUGGAGUCACUCCUAACAACAACAAAACUACCACUGAAGCCAAAUUGGUUGAGUGCAGUUUGUGUCGUCGGCAGUUUAAAAAUAUACCAGCCCUCAAUGGUCAUAUGAGACUCCAUGGCGGCUACUUCAAAAAGGAUGGCGAAAAUAGGAAGAGCGAGAAAAAGGAAACACCUGGACCACCGCUGCAGACAGCUUCCGUUAAUGUUCGGGCGCUCAUUGAGGAGAAGAUCAUUCAGAAGAGAACGACCGCAACAGAGGCGAAUGCAGCGAAUCAGUCGAGAGCGAAUCUCUCAGUGUUUACAGGGCAGGCGGAUAAUGCAACCCAUGUCAUUGGAAAAUCGAGUUUUGCUGUACCAGCACCGCCGCCAUUGGCCGCUAGUGAAAAAAUUCGAAGGUUAUCAGACAGUGAGCAUUUUCGCCAGCCAAAUGUCACAGUUACACAUACAACUGUUCAAAAACAACUGCAGGAGGCGCAGACUCAAGCCCAGGCACAAGCCCUCGCUGACAUGAUUCUAAAGGGUACCUCGAAAAUGGCAGUGAAACGAACAACUUCUGAUCCUGGCCAACGAGUUCAACUGGCUUAUCCGUCGGCCCUUCAAACAACUGCCAAUCAAUCCCAACAAUCCAAUCAGCCUCAGCAGCAACAGCCUAAUCCCCCUCAACCUCAAUCCCAAACUGCUGUUACCGAGAGCUUUACUAUGACUGGAUAUUCCGAAGACGGUGGCUAUUUCAGUCCCAGUUUGCAGGACGAAGUUUUUCAACAAGUCACUGCUGUUCCUGAUUCAGUACUGCUGCAAGCUAGUCAGCUUGAUUCUAUUCAGUUUCAGGCAUCAAGCCUCCUGCAAGACCAGUCUCCCGACCAGCUCCAGGACAUAACCCUCGAGGAUCGUUUCACCUCGCAACACACAGUCAAUCCAGACCUCCAGGCAUUGGUCAACUCUCCACUUCCGGACUCUCUCGCAGAGUUCAGCACUUAUGGAACUCAAUACACGGAAAGUCCGCACACCCUUUCCACCCAAUCUCCACUCCCGUCCCCCCUGACAAGACACGAUAGUCCAAGUUUCACAUACCCAACGCCUCCAGCGAGCCAAGAAGGCCUGCUAACCGGGACCCUGCCCCUGCUUAGUCCCCAGGAGGAUCCUGAGGCUGUUCGUCCAGUGUCAUCACCAUUAAGUGCAGCAUUCUAUACAACUACAUUGUCUUCAGCAGCCGCAGUUGAAGAAGCUCUGAACGCUGUCCUCCCCGAAGAGACCGAAGGUGAUACAGACUUGUAUGGCUCAGGAUCGCCAAACCCAAAUUCACCCCUACCAAGUCCCCUCUCUGCAACACCGGCACCCUCGCCACUAUCAUCCCUACCCCCUUCAUCAGUCUCAUCCCCAGGACCGACUGCGUUCUCCACUCCAGGCUUCCCGGUCUCCCCGCAUAACGCCCUUCAAAAUCAAAUGAUGCCAAACUCCGAGGAUCCCUUAUUAUCCUCAACGCCCAAGGACUUUGCAGCAAAUCGACGUAAAUUCGAAUUUCAAUCGUACAAAUUGAUAACAAGCCAGAAUUUUGUUGACUUCGGAUUGGGUAAUGGCAGCCUCGCUGGUAUUGUAGUCGAUAAUAAUGGUGAAUACAAGCUAAUACAAACAACCGGUCUCCAGAAGACAAAUGUCCUCGUCCAGAGUAGUGCUCUGAAUCCGGGAUUAACAUUCAGAAAGGAAAUACACCUAGCCUCACCACAGAUAAAGCCCAAUAUCGUCAACAUAUCGACACAGGGCAUUAGUCUACAAGGCCAGCAUUAUCACAAUCAGAUACAUCAGCAAGCAAUUAAUCCAGCUAAAUUCUUGAUACAAACGACAAACACGCUGAAGGCACCAUUCAAGCACAAGAUCAAUCUACCGAUUCCAGUUGAGCAGAUUAAAGAGGAACUGUUAGAUGAGGAUAUUUUUUUGAAUCCCAGUAAUGUUUCAAGUCCACUCAGGCAGAGUAGGAAAAGGCCGAGAAUCGAGGGUACAUUGACGUCACAUCCAUCCCGACUGAGACGAGCUUGCGAUCGUCACUGGGACAGCAGUUAUACACCACCACCUAUACUGGAUCCAUCAAGAUUAGGCCCUGGGCUUUAUGCGAGAUUGCAUCACAAUGAGAGAGAAUCCGAGUUCAGUUCUGAUGAUUCACAGGGAAAUGAUGGACCACCACCGAGGAUAAAUAUUGGAACACGGUAUCAGGCGUCCAUUCCACCGAUGGGAUGCUGCGAAACUGAGAGAGGACGAGGUGGUAAAGAGACAGAUCAUUUGCUCUGGGAUCCUGGCAUUGUUGAUGGGCUCAGUAAUAAUGAAGUUGACAUGUAUCUCCAGUUUGCUUGUUGCGCUAGUGUACCUGGCGGUGGAAGAAACAAAGAGUAUGCACUCCAUUUACUCCAUAUGUGCAAAGGCAAUAUCAGGGAAGCUAUGUUGAAGCUCAUGAGGCCUACGCCAAUACUGCCAUCGCAGCACCCACUUUUGAGUUAUGAGUGCAGGGAUUCGGAUCGUUGGACAUCACAAGAAAUGACGACUUUCUAUCAGGGCUUGAUGGAAUACAACAAGGAUUUCAAUAGUAUAGCGAGAGAUGUCAAUACUAAAACAGCUAAACAGUGCGCACAGUUCUAUUAUCUGUGGAAGAAACUAUGUCCGGAUGAGUAUAAGAGAGUCAGGGCGAGGCAUGGCCGGCCAAAGAUUAAGUGCGAACGUCGAGAUUUAGGAAGGGAUAGCAAGGAUACUAAGGAACUCAGGGAUGCUAUUGCCUCAGUCACUGAAAUGGAUUUCAGUGAGGAGAAAUCUAUUUUACAUAGAACGCUGUUGCAAACAAACGAGAGGGAGUCCUCCGCGACCUUGACCACCAGUGAAGGGGAACUAAGGCUGUUUGCCUACGACUGCCCUGAUAGCUUUAGCGGAAGUGUAACAGUAACGAUGGCCGGAAGCAACAUUGUCGCCAAUAAAGGCCAUGCAACAGUCAACACCAACUCACAAACUCACAUUAGUUCUGAGCAACAACUACCCGUGCCCACCCCACUACACUACCCCUGCAAGAUUUGCGGGAAAGUUUUCAACAAAGUGAAAAGCAGAAGUGCCCACAUGAAAUCCCAUCGGCCAAUACCCUCGCUCGAUUCAACGGGGCCGGAAUCUAAAAAAUUGAACAAUCAUCAGCAAAAACAAUCACACAGUCAAGAUCAAUCAAAUUCAUCAAGUUUGGUGUCACAUGGACACGACUAUCGACAGAAAAUAUCAACGACCAGUGAUAUUGUUAAUCCAAAUGCCAACAAUAUUUGGCACAAUCCAACCAGAUUACGACCCCCAUAGAACACUCAAAUGCGCGCACUUGAGGUACCCUAACGAAUGCUACAACUUCUAAUAUACGGCAUCGUGGAUUUACAACAGAAUUGUUUUCACCGGAGUUUUCAUCAUGAAAAAUUCUUUCUGCUCACUGACUUUGAGAGAAUACUCGUCUCCUUAUUAGGACCUUGAAGUGCAUGCGCUAUGGAGUUUCCACCAACGGUCUAAGGAAAUAAUCAUGAUUAUUAAUAAAUUAUAAAACGUGAAUUAAUGAGGAUAAUGAAUGAUCCCGUGAGGUAACCAGGGUAUCGAUAACGCGAUGAAUAAACAUAUUCGACAUAUGCAACGAGUCAUUGUUGGAAAAAUUAUGAAAUCGAAUAAUUGACAAUCCUUCGUGAAUAGAAGAGAAAAUAAAACAAAAUGAAUGAUAAUCAUAAGAUUAUUAAGUCCAUGGUACUAUUUGUUAAUCUAAAGGUGCAUGCAAACAAAUUAAAAGCGUCAAAUUAUUCAUCGUCCGAUUGAUCGCUCGAUGAAGAGAAAAUUUUGACAGCAAAUUACUUUCAUCAUAAUCUUGCUGUAAAUAUUGAAAAUCAAUUGACGAAUAAUUUAACUAUAGAAUCAAAUUUGAAUCAAAUAAUUCUCCAGUUUAUAUUUCGUGCGAUGAUGAUAAUAAUUAUUAACGUUUUUGAGAAUUCUUUGCGUACACAGAAAAUCAUAAUGAAAUCAAAUGUUCUAGGAAAAAUUCAUUGAAUGAUAGAUUUGUACAUAAAUAUAACAAAAUUAAUGUACAUAAUAUUAUGAAUGUCUGAGUGUACAAUGGGAAAUAGAAUCUAUGAAAAUCAUGACACAUCGUCAGGAAAUAGUUUAGCUGAAUUUUAGUGUUAUUAGUUUUUUUUAGAUAGAUGAUGUUUCAUUUUUGUCUUUGCGUUUUUCCCGUUUAUUUUCUUGCAUCUUUUACACGGUUCUACGUGGCGAGCCUCUUGCAACAACAAUCUCGAUUAUGGUUUUUGUAUUUAAUGGUAACUGACGUUGUUUGAUUAUGUUAUCAAGAAAUGCACAAUUUGAUAUUUUCAAAUUGGUUUAGCUAACUUGACUGAGGACGUCACAAUCAGAUAUGAUAGAAUGACUAGGGAUAUGAAUUUCAACGAAAGCCGAAAUGCAUAUGGAUUUUAUAUCAAGUUUCACGUUCUGAAAUUCUAAAUUGUUAUUCAAGAGAUUUGCCAAACGUAGACACAAUUCUAAUAUAUUGUUAUUAAUUGUUAAAUAACCCUUGGCUACUUCGCCUUUUAUUGUUUUAAGUAAUUAAUGAAAACGGCAUAGUUUACAUUGGAACUUUUUAACUGUAAAAAAAAACCAUUGAGGAAUCUUCCUUUUGAAAAGUUGAAGAUGACUGCUGGACACUUGAAAAAAAGUCUCCGCCUUGAUUCGUUCUUUUAAAUAGUCAAACUUUUAUCAUGUUCGAUGUGAAUAGAAUAAAUAACAUCUUUCCUUGAAGUCUAGUGCCAAUUGCUGUGAAACAUUUUCCUAUCUUGAUAGCGAAAAAAAAAUACUUCUAAGACCUUUUUCAUCUUCUUUAAUAUCUUAACAAUACACUUUUUCACAAUUUAAUGAGAUUGAAGAAAUGAAAUACUGACAUUAUUGCCUAAUACUCAUCACGAAAUAAUUUAAUUACUAAUGGGAUAAUACAUAUUUUAUUUAAUUAACAAACAGUUUACCAGCGCUGUAGAGUGGAAGGAAUCUGUGAAUUAUUUUGAUUUUUUUAUAAUAACCUCCAGUGAUAAUGAUUGGAUAUAUAAAUAAGACUUUUUAGAUUGUACAAAAUUUGUUAGUGAGUGACAAAUUUAUACUGAAUUUGAUCUUCUCGCAUGAACGUAACGAUGUGUGAAAAAAGAUCAUAACAUAUAGGAAUAAAGAUGAAAGAAAUUAGACAGACAUAUCAUUUAAGACAAUACUCUUGUUGCGGAAACUAAGUUUCUAUUAAUAAUUAUUACGACGAUACUAAAUUUAAUCGUAAAUUUCUUGUUUCUUGAAUAAACAUAAAAACAAACUAGAUUAUAUUGAAGCAAAAUGUGUUGUGACUCCAAAUGCAUAAUAGCAAUUAUAAUGUACGUCAAUUGGUACAAUAUCGAACAAAAGAAAACAUAACGCUAAAUUCAUAAAAAAUAGUUCAAAACUCAAUGGUAAAACUAUUUUCUUUCAAUAUAAAAUCAUAAGUGAAUCACUGGAGGCUGAUUAUAAUGAUCAAAAUUUUAUACUAAAGAUGAAAAAAUCUGGGAAAUAGCAAAAUUACCGAGAUACCAGUCAAAAAAGAGCAAAAGGCGACAAAUUUUGCUUGAAAUUGUACAAACGAAUCCCUCCACAUCACAGAAAGAAGACGAUGCACACAAGAAAAAUUACAUUUUUGAAUUAUCUAUAGAUAUUGGUAUUUGAAAUGAGAAGAGGAAUGAGUCAGAUGAUUCUCACAAAUAUGUUUUCACAGGAAAUUCUUUUCCUAUGAAUUAUUCAGAAUAAUAUUGUACGCAAAUAUGUUCAGAGUGACGAAGGAUUUCAUAUAUGGAUGACUGAAUUUAUCAGUCAAAAUCCUUCUCAGAUGAGAUUUCAACUCCGUUCUACGUCGCAAGUUAAAGCGACCAAUUUCCACCAAUAGAGCAUAUGUAUGUUGAUUACUUGAUUAUAUGAACUUAGUUGGAGGAAUAGUACUCUAAGAAUUACGUGGGAAAUAUCUGUUCAAUACCUAUUUGAGUUACCCAUAGAACAAUAUAUUUUAUUUCCUCUCAUCUCACUUCUCCGUUUCAAUACUGAAAUUUCUAUAGACUUAAUAACAAAAUAUAUAUAUAAAACAAAUUGAUAUGUGAUGUAAUUAAAUGGUAUGUGGUAAUAUGGUAUUAUGUAUUUGUACAUAGGCGGACCCGUGCCAUCAACUAGUGAGUUGUACCGAUAUUGUACCGCCACUGAACCAAAAACCUGAACAAACUAAAGAUAAAGAAAUAUUUAACUUAUUAAGCCCAUGCGUCUUCUAUAGUGUAUUCUUAAGUAGAUUGAAUUAUUUAUUUGAUUAUUUAUUGUGAAUUGAUACAUUACCUAAUGAUCCUUAUUUAUUCGUUACCCUUGAAUAACACAAUACGCUAAUUAGGCAAAGUAUAUUGGUACAACUCGAUAAAGGAAGUGUAGCGUGGUUUAAUACACCUGAGGAAUGUGCUCAAAAUACUGUAUUUAAACAAAGAGAGAAAAAAAAGAAAAAAAAACCUUGGAAAAAAAGAGAAAAAAAUCAUCGAAGUUUUAACGCAACAUUUUACUCUAAAAAACACGAAGAAAAUAAAACAAAACAAGAAAAUAAUUACAGAUUAUAAGUAAUUUGUAAUCAAUUUCAAAUCUCUUAAUCUAAUUAUUCUAUACUUUGAAUGUCUAUUGCUAUAUACCAGUAUGGUUCUCACUCUAUCUCUAUUAGAUGUUAAAAAUUAUUCUAUACAAAUCUUCUACAAUUAAAAAGCAAUACAAUAUAUUGUUGAUAGAAAUUUUUUCUGUCAGAAAAGAACUGGACCAGCUGUACCAAUGAAUAAUGUUGUAAAAGUACUUGAUUUAUCCUACACAAAACAUAAUUCGAUCUUCCUCACUCAGUACUGCAAUCAAUAAUGAUAGAGAAAAUUUGAAAUAGCGAAUACCAAUUACAUCACUUGCAUCAACUCAAUUACCGUUUUCUCCUCUAUUAUACCACUUUAGUAAUUAUAUGCUCAACUAGUUUUAUUCGUAUAGACUAUUUAUAAAAAAUAUUAUUAUUCUACAAACCACGAUUAGACUAUUUAUCUAAUGGUAGUACUCUUUAAUCAAAUUGGAAUCAUCAUCUUGCUCAAUCAAAAAUGAUAACUCAAGAGAAUCAUAAAUCUUACUCAAUACUCGAUCGCUCAAAAAUGCUAGAAACUCAAACGCACGAGUAUCAAUCAUUAUUGUUGAUUUUAAUGUUGAAAAUAAACUCCCUAUUUUUAAUCGAUUUCGAAUACAGCUGGUCUCCUCUCACGUUCUUUAAACGUACCUCGAUUAUGCAUUACAGUAAUAAUUUCAUUGACUUCCAAACUUUACACUAAUCACACUCAACUCUGCAUUAGGCACUUGAAAAAUACUAUUUAUUGAUAAAGAAAAUGGGCAAAGUCGAAAAACUGGACGUAUUUUCAUUUAAUCUAAUGGAUGUUUCAAUAAUUUAUUCAUCAAAUUUUGCGAAUAAAUGCAACUGUAAUGCAUAAUGUAACUGAAUCCGUUCAGUCAAUAUUUUCCAACGCAAUGUGGUAUAAAUAAUUGCCAAAAUAAAUUUUUAAAAACAAUAAUUAUAUAGAUAAACAAAGUUGGACUUGGAAAAAAUAUGAAAAGUAAUAAAUGAAAAUGGCCAAAGAGAUACUUAAUAAGCCUAUCUGGCCUCAAGGAUAACUCUGAGCCUAACCGGUAAUACAGUAAAUGGAAGAAUGUAUUAUCUUUUAAAACCAAAACGGCUUAAUGAUGAAGGCAACGAGCGUCCGUACGUCAGUAUUAUUUUGAAGCUCUAUAACAUGUGAAUUUUAGCAGAAGAGAAGAGUAUAAAAAAGUCAUUUUUAGAUCGUGAACACGCCGUAUUGCAUAUAAGUACGUACCGUUUAAUUUAAUAUACAUAUACGACAUGCUAAAAAUCUGAACAUUAUACAUUGUACACAUAUAAAUAUUAUGAUAUAAUAUAUUGACAUCAUAGUUUUACGGUCUAACUGUCUGACGAGUGGAUAAUUGUUUCUGUGUGCAAAUGAGAGUGAUUAAAAAAUAAUACAAACAAAGAAAACACCUCUUGCUACUUAACUAAUGUAUUUCUAGAUGUCAUAUUCGUUGAACGUUGAAAAACAAAAUUAUGAUUAAAUCAACUUGGAUAACCGGACGUCCCAGAAUCACACAGCCACGAUAAAAGUAAUGAAAAAUACUGGUAGAAAUUCAACUAAAUGAACAAAUGAAAGAGAAAUAUUUUUAAGACUCUUGGCUGAGACACUCCCAUUAUGAUAAUAUACCGAUGAAAAUUCCAGAGAAAAAGAGUAGACAAAAACGGUUUAUCUGGCCUGUUGCCUACUAUGACGUACCUCUUGUGUCUGAGUAAAAAAUGAAGAAGAUAAAAACCGAAUAAAGGAUUCAACAAAAUUUACCCCCUGGGAGGUUGAAAAAUUUGCAUCAUUUGAUAUCUGGAUAAUUGACAAGAGAGUACACAUGACGAGUCUAGCAGAGAAAUCGAAAUAACCACAAUAAAAAAGAUUUUCAAUAAUGAGAGUCCACACUCACGUUUACAAAUGGGAAAAUCUUAUGGAUAAACCGUCGUUUACGAAUGAUUAUUAUUAAGAAUCAACGAUAGAAUAUAUAAGAAAUGAAGAAGUCAUAUAUUAUAUAUUAAUACUGCAUUGCAUAAAUAAUAUAAAUGUAAUGAUGACAUAACUAUUUUCUUCUAUGGAUAUAUUGUGUGAGUGGCAUAAUGAUGCGUGUUAUUUUCAGUCGAAAUAAAUCAAGUAUAAAGAUAAAUUGAAAAAACUUAAUAUACGUUGGAACUUAACUGUGCCAAUGAUCGGUGUCUGCACGUGAUCGCCUUUUUCUACUCAGCUUGAAUGUAAAUAUUUUGAAAGAAGUGAAAAUGAUCGAGUGGAAAUAACUGAUGAAAGAGUAUUACUGCAUUCAAUAAAUUCAUCAAAUGUUCAUCAUUACCAUGAACAAACGUGUUAUUCUGAUUGUCAGUGUUCCUCAAGCAUUCUGUUGUCUCUACAGCGUGAGAAAAUACACAAUGAGAAAAAUAAGGUAAAAAUUGGGAGAAAAAUGAUAUAAUGUGUAAUAAGCCAAGUGCCUUGUGUUCUGGUAAAUUUACUCACUAAUCGUUGAACUUUUAAACUAUGUAUAAACGUAAAAAAUGUAGAGAAAUGUGUGAGAAAGAAAGACAGCACAAAUUGAAAAUACUACCACCUGAUUUUUCUCUCAUUAAAUUUCUUAGCAAUUUGUUUAUGUUAUUGAUAAAUUCUGUGCCAAAUGACUCUUCACUGAAUUUUCACUGCCCAGAUGCAGACUUUUAUAAAUCUUUUAAAAAGCGCGAGGUAUCUGAUGCACAAGUCGUCAUAAUUUUUUGAAUUCUUUUCUAUUUCAUGAAUUAGCGUUUUUUCGUUUUACAUCAUGCUAUGGAAUUGGUUAUCAUUGUGAUAAAGAAAAAAAAACGAUGAAUCACGUCAGUUUCAUUUUUUUCGAUACUCUCACAGCUGUAUAUCUCGGACAUUGUGAAACUCUACCUAUCGGUAUCUAAGAGGAAUUGAUGUACAUAUAUAGAAAAUAGGAAUUAGUUCAAUUGUCAUAUAACGAGAGUUCUUUUCUAGAUAAACUGGAAAAUGCGAAGAAAAGAUAAAUUCGCUGUUUUUUGGGUUUUUUUGUCAUUUAUUGGAGAAUUCAUGUUUGCACAAACUGAGACUGAUUGAUUUUACAUAAAUUCAACAUUAAUGUUAUUUUUAUUCACUCGUGUAAUUUCAAAACAAAAGAAAAAUACAAGUUCAUAUUUACCAUGGAAAAUGCUUAAUUCAAGCUCGUACAACACUCACAGUUUACAUUUUCACGCACAAUACGGUCUAUUGAUUAGUUCUGUGCCAAAAGAACAUCAAGAAAGGGCGAAUUUCUUUACUAAUUAAUAUGGAUAAAUUUUAAUGAGAGAAAGAGAGAAGAGCAAUGCAAAAAAAUGCAACGUAGAGAAUGUGAUGCUCACUAAACGAAGUAGGUGAAUCACUAAACGGAAAGUCCCCAGAAUUCCAUGAGAUUCAAGGAAAACGCAGUACGCAUCAACUAUGCAAUAACGAAGAGGAGAACAAUUAUAUAAUGAACGAAUGAGAAAGAAAAUAGUUUAAAUCCUUGAUGGUCUUCAAUCUUUCUUUCCUGCUUUACAUUAUUUAUAUUAUUUGCUUACUGACUAUUAACGAUUCUUUCAGUAGUUGAUCACCUAUUAACAAAUCAUGUUGUCAUGUCUAGACAACUGCAGUAAUCAAGUGAAUUUUCAAUUCUUUUUCCUGCAUCUGCAUCGAAUGAAUUAAAAUUUAUUAGCAAUAAUCAAAUGAUAAAAAAGGAUUGUCUUUAGAAAAUGAUUUCUCUCGAGGCUUCGAUAGUAUCGAUAAUCUAUAACGAAUAAAAACAUUGUCUAACAAAAUAGUUGUAAUACACUGUGUGUAACCGGAUUAAAUUCUCUAACAUAACAGAUUAAAGUGAAAACUGGCUGAAACUCUGAAUAAAAAUAACGAAAAUAUAUGCGGAUAACGCAUAAAAGCAAUGAUUAGGUGCGUGAGAAUCUGUCAUCCUUGUGCUUAAACAGUUGGAGUUUGUAUGAAAGUUGAAAAUGUAUGGAUGAAUGAUAACUUAAUCGCAACCAUUGACUAAUAAGAAAAUCAAUGAAUUGAGAGUCAUUGAAAUUUUAAAUAAACAAGGAAAUGUCAUUUUAGAGGUAACUUAGGGCUGGAUAAUAUUUUCUUACGACAAAACUACACCCAUUUUAUGUACAUUCCUUCCUAAACCUGUGAAUAUUGAAUGUUUAAAGCAAAAGGUAUAAAUAUUUUUGUGUAACAAUAAAUAUACUUUGUAAUCGACAACUAAUAGCUCAUUAUUGAUAUUGGAAAAACAUGGAAAACAUGAAUCAAAUUAAAAAAAUUUACUGAUAAGUAUGAAUUUAGUGAUAGUCGUGUAACGUCGAUGUUAAUUGUUCAGUGUUAUGCCAAAGUGAAACAAAAACCGAAAUCAAAGAUCCAUUUAAUUGAAUAAAUGUGUGCAGUGCGUUGAUUCUAUGCUUUUAAAAAAAAUAAAAAUAUAAAUGAAUUCGAGUCAACACUACACACACGAUAAAGUAUCAAAAUCCAGCCCUAAUUAGUUUUAAAGAAUGUAUGCAUUAUUAGAAGUGAAAUAAACAUUCUCUCUUUCUCUCGAGUGCUCCACUAAUAAAUAUAUGAUGAACAUUCAUUGUUAAAAAAAGAUCGGACAUAUCAAAGAGCAAAAUGUGAAAAAUGGAAUUUUACACCAAUGUUUUGAGCUCAAUUUUUUUAAUCAUUCUGAAUUAACGCUGUCAAUGGUUCGAUUUCGUUGACUCCUAAAUCAAUAAUGAAAAUUAAAAAGAAACUGAACCACAUCGAGCCGCUGAAAGAAACAUAAUUUCAAUGGCGAUCGUUCACUGUCCAAAUACUUUUUAUAACAAGGAAGAUGAAAAAGUUUGAAUGUGUAUAUAAAGUGAAAUUCAUUUCAUAGGAUGAAUCCAUUUCAUGAAAUUAUUUACGUAAUGACAGAAAUAAAUAACUAAAAAAUCAAAAAAUCGUGAAAAUGUCAAAAUUGAGCCAAUUUAAAAAGUUCAAAAAUGUCCCGAAUACUCCGAAUACUCCGAUAAUUCAAACUUUUUACUGAGUUUGGAUACAUCCUAAUAAAAACUACUAAACUACAUGAUCUAGAGGAAAGAUGAGUGAUUAGUGAUGUAGAUACGUACAACAUAUAGAUGAGAAUCAUUAUUAUUAUAAAACCUGAAAGAAUCUAACAUCCACUGAAUGGAUAGGUGUAGUCGGUGCGAAAGAAGGGUGAAGACAUGGUAAAUGAUGAAUUCUCUAAUUCUUCUUCUGGACUGCCCUGAAUUUUCUGACAAAUUCCAUCCCCUUCCACCCUUUCAAAUAAAUGUAAAAACACAAAUUACAAAAAUAAAAUUGAUAUAACGUACUUACCACGAUUUAUAUCAAUUGAUAAUAUAUUUAUGACAAGUGAUUGAUUGUGAGUCAUUUAAAUAAUUGUUAUAUGUAUUUUCUAUAUAUUACAGUAAAUAAACUAAUACACAUAAUAUAUAUAUAUAUAUAUUUAAAAACAAAAAUGACAUUAUGUCGAUAUUGAGUGUAGUGUUACUCGUCGAUAAGUAUGAAAAUAUUAAGAGAGUGAGAUUGAGAGGCUACAAUAGCAUGAACGGUUUUAAUCUUUCUCCAUUAAAAUAAUUGACACUUCGUCAGCUGGACGAGUUGAAAAACAAAAAUAGUUUAGAAACCAGAUAAACCCGAGAGAUGUUCAUGUAAAAGCGUUGCUGCGAGCAAAAGUUUCGAAAUAAAAAAGCAAAAACAAUUACCGAAAUCAAACACAGAGGCAGAUGAUCAGUGAAAAAUGGCGCUAGUGAAACAAGAUUUUAAAAGAGUAGACACUAGUAUUGUAUUUUCUCACUCCCACUGAGAAGUGAAUGUUCAACGCUAUACACCUUACUUGAAUGAAUAAUAAGAGGAAAAAAUAUGAGUGGAAAGAAAAAUGAACGAUGACCUAUAUAUAAAAGUUUAUAAAUAUAUAAAUAAAUAUAUUAUAUUAUCAUAUAAAAACAAAAAGUCACUGUAUAAUUGUAACGAAAAAAUUGUUUUUCAAACGAUGUGGUAUUUUUAUUGUAGAUAUUAUUGCAUACGAAUAAAUGAUUCAUUGUACGAUGAUUUAAAACAAAAAAAAUUAGUGAUGGUCAACAUUUUUCGGUUUUUCAUUUAAGAAAAACGGACAAACUUCAUCUUUUCAAUUUUCUCAUGUAUAUUUUUAUUUCAGGUUAUUGUUUUAAAAACAGUGAUUGCCCACAGCCGGUGAAUAUGCAUGUACAAUAAAAAUAUAUAUUUUCAUUCUUCUCAAUAAUAAUUAAAUAUGCCAUAGUCGUUUUUAGCUUUUCCAUUUUGACAGAACAUUUUUCUCAACGUUCCCAUUAGCCAUCUGUAUAUUAGCUUUGGGCAAAAUUUGGGCUUUAUUUAUUCAAGGUACAGUCUUGAUUGUAAGAAAUCUCGUUCCCUUGAUCUAUAACUACGUAUCAUAAUAUGUCGAGACGACCAUUAAGGAACAAUUAGAUAAUUUUAUUCUCUCUCCCUUCGCUGCCCACAUCACACUUGCCUUAACAGAAUUUGGCGCUCAUGGUACAACGAGACAGGAAUUACGGAAUGUUCUGAGUCCUCUGAAUGAAACCAGUUCAGCUGUCCCAGAACGCAUAGAAAGAAAGGUCAAUAAGUUAAUAAAGCAGUUUGAGGUACGUAUAAUCCGUGGAGCAUUGAUUCUGGAAAUCUGGAAAACCUCAUUCACUAGCAAGAUAAUGAAACCAACAAUAUGAGAACUCUCGGAUGGAACUCUGCAAAAUUACGUAGACGAAAAAUAAUUUGGUCUUGAGCAUAAAACAUGUAUUAAUUAAAACUAGAUAAUUCUGAUAAAUCUCGGAUUGAUAUCGUUACUUUAAUCUGUCAAAUGAAAAUAAAUACAUUAAUCAAUGCGUUAAAAUAUAAUUUUCACUACUAUAUGGGAAGAGAAGGGCUAAAGCAGAGCGUGCAACUGACAUUCUCUGCUUUUUUAUUCGUGAACAAAGGGACAACUGGGAUCAUUUCAUUUUUCUCAUAUAUACUUUUAUUUUAGAUGUUUUUUUUUUCAAAAAAAUAAUCUCCAACAAGAGGCGAAUACAUAUGUGCGUUAAAAAACAUAUAUUUCUCUUUUUCUCAACGUUAAUUAUAUAUCCCCUAAUCGCUUUUAGUUUUCUGCAGGCUGAACUACUGCUUGCAAAUGUUUUUACUGAUGGUGGAAUCUGACGUAGAUUCAGUAUAAAUAAAUAUUUGGUAUUUUUCUGGCCGCAAUGUUCGCACGCAGAUCUCAUCUCAGAGAUUAAUUACUAAUGUUAAGUGACAGUUCCAAUAAUCACUAAUAAAAUAAGAGAUUUGAAAAUAGAUGCAAAACAGCUAGCAUUAAUUUGUAUCUUUGAAUUUUUAUUUCCCCGAAUUGUUUGUUUUUUUCUCAAUUUGAUGAGAAUAUCAUCGGUGAACUCUCCCGAUCGACAGAAGCUUUCCUUCUUGAAUAACAUUAGAUUAUAACGCUCUUUCUGCGAUUGGGACCGAUCCUCUAGUUGCUGUAUUACAAGAAUUGUAAAUGUUACCACAUAUUAAUAGACGGUUUGAAUGUACGAUGAUUUAAAAGCAAAAAAACUUGAUGAUUAUCACUUAUUGAUUUUACACUUGCAAAGAUAAACAAAUCGAAUAGUUUGAUUUUCUCCAUACAUACUUUUAAUGCAGACAUUUUUUUUCAAAAAAAAUAUA